Mycena indigotica is the source of this 729-nucleotide messenger RNA. RefSeq names its product RRM domain-containing protein. NCBI's taxonomy places the organism in Eukaryota, Fungi, Basidiomycota, Agaricomycetes, Agaricales, Mycenaceae. The record is from RefSeq and is a predicted model, not a curated record. The transcript has 6 exons. Gene Ontology annotation, molecular function: mRNA binding. Bases 19 to 729 code for a protein of 236 amino acids. Gene Ontology annotation, cellular component: nucleus. Gene Ontology annotation, biological process: mRNA export from nucleus.
CUUCUGAUUUUCUCCUUCAUGGCCGCCCACAGAGCUCGCAAGCCUUACAGUCGGCCGGCACCGCCACGGCGAAACAUCGACGACGCAUGGGUCCACGACAUGGCUGACGGCGCCAAGAACACACCAGCCUCCCGCAUAACGAACAGACAGAGUCAGAGUACCUCCUCUGUGCCUACCGCGACAUUGGCAGUCAACAACCUACACUACGAAAUCACUCCAAAAGACCUCAUCGCCAUUUUCGGUCAAAUAGGCACGCUCGUUGGCGAGCCGCGGAUCAGGUAUGACCGUAGUGGACGUUCCUCUGGCACGGCAUUUGUCUCCUUUGAGACUGUCGGCGAAGCAACCCGCGCCAAACGCCAGUAUGACGGUAUCCUCGCAAAAGGUCAACCUAUGACUAUCGCCUUCGAUGCUCCGCCUCGUUCAAGAUCAGUCAGCGCUCCAAGUACCUCAACUCUGCUCAGUAGGAUCCAAAAACCCCCGCUUCUUGACCGUCUUAGCAAAGAUGAUUUGAAUGUAAAAGCCCCGCGUGGCAAUGGGAUUGGUCCGAUUCGCAAUCGUGGAGGACGUGGCAAGCCGCCUACCGCAGCAAGGCCGGCCAAAAAGGUGCCAAAGACUGCCGAAGACUUGGACAAAGAGCUGGAUGCAUUCAUGUGCGAUGAUGCUACACCAUCUUCAACCGAUGCAGCCCCCCCUUCGGCACCUGCCACCCAAGAUGUUGAGAUGGCUUAG